Postia placenta MAD-698-R-SB12 is the source of this 798-nucleotide messenger RNA. RefSeq lists its product as hypothetical. The coding region runs from base 1 to 798 and encodes 265 amino acids. The transcript has a single exon. NCBI's taxonomy places the organism in Eukaryota, Fungi, Basidiomycota, Agaricomycetes, Polyporales, Adustoporiaceae. The record is from RefSeq and is a predicted model, not a curated record.
AUGUUGCUAGCAGCUGUCCUAAACAUCUACGUCGACGCUCUAGAGUGGUACUACUAUUGGAAAGGGACCUUAGCCAGCAGCGUACAGUUUUUGCCCUUCGGCCUUGUUCUCAAAAUCCAAAGCGAACUUACCAUCGCCCAUGAGGGCCACAUCAUCAACUUCAUCCGAAAACACACAUCUAUUCCUGUUCCCCGUGUCAUAGCCGCAACAGCGUGGUAUGACCGGAGAUUUGUACUCAUGAAGAGGGUACACGGCGAUAAUUUGCAGGCAGUAUGGCGUCAUCUCGAUACCGAGCAGCGCGCAAACAUCGUCGAACAGCUACGCUCAUUCGUCCUCCAGCUUCGGGCCCUAAAAUCUCCCCACGGACAGGCCGUAUGCGGUCUGAAUGGUGCUGCUACCCUAGACAGCCGCGUAUCCUCGCACCCAAUUGGACCAUUCGCCAACGAAGGCGCAUUCAACGACCGUCUCAUCGACGCCGCAGAGCCAUAUUCAUGCGAGGAGAUCCUUGCAGACGUCCGCUCUCGCAUGCGCGACGAUCACCGGAUUGUGUUCACGCAUGCCGACCUUGCACCUCGCAAUAUCCUCGUACGUGGUGGAACAAUUGUGGCUGUGAUAGAUUGGGAGGAAUCUGGGUGGUAUCCGGAGCAUUGGGAGUUCGUCAGGGCCAUGUACUUCCCAAUGGCGCAUCCACGAGACGAAGCAUGGAUGCGGGCCAUUCGAGAUUUCAUCCCAGGGGACUACGAGAAAGACUGGCUUGUGGAUCGUGAACUAUCGGACCGCAUGGUUGGCGCAUUUUAA